Messenger RNA from Musa acuminata subsp. malaccensis (wild Malaysian banana), 1134 nucleotides. Its product is annotated as soluble inorganic pyrophosphatase. The record is from RefSeq and is a predicted model, not a curated record. Gene Ontology annotation, cellular component: cytosol; cytoplasm. NCBI's taxonomy places the organism in Eukaryota, Viridiplantae, Streptophyta, Magnoliopsida, Zingiberales, Musaceae. Gene Ontology annotation, molecular function: inorganic diphosphate phosphatase activity; magnesium ion binding. Gene Ontology annotation, biological process: phosphate-containing compound metabolic process.
UGGGAUGGACGGUUGAGGGCUUAUGGGUUGGAUCUCAACCAUAAAUAACGGAAAUGUUGAAGGACGAGGCGCAGCCUCCCGCCCUCUCCUCGCGUCACGCCAGCGACCCGCUCGGCGCGGCGAACCCGAUCCGCCAUCCUAUAAAGCCCGUCCCCCCACAACCUCCCUCUCAGUCUCUCACUGGCGAAGGCAUCCUUCGGAGCCGCGACCAUCACUUGCCGACCUCUUUAGGGUUUUGAUUUCUUCCGCCUCGAGAAAUAUGAGUGAAGGGGAUGAGACUGCAUCAACAGAGAAUCACGCAGCUCCACAGCUGAAUGAAAGGAUUCUAUCAUCUAUGUCAAGGAGAUCAGUAGCUGCACAUCCUUGGCAUGAUCUUGAAAUAGGUCCCGGUGCUCCUGGUGUGUUCAAUGUUGUGGUGGAGAUUACCAAAGGAAGUAAAGUUAAAUACGAACUUGACAAGAAGACAGGGCUAAUUAAGGUGGAUCGGAUCCUGUACUCAUCAGUAGUCUACCCUCAUAAUUAUGGUUUCAUUCCUCGCACACUUUGUGAAGACAGUGACCCACUGGAUGUUUUGGUUCUGAUGCAGGAACCAGUUCUACCUGGAUGCUUUCUACGAGCCAGGGCCAUUGGUCUCAUGCCUAUGAUUGAUCAGGGGGAGAAAGAUGAUAAGAUCAUCGCAGUUUGUGCUGAUGAUCCUGAGUAUCGUCACUUCAAUGACCUCAAUGAGUUGUCCCCUCAUCGUCUUAAUGAGAUUCGGCGCUUCUUUGAAGACUACAAAAAGAAUGAGAACAAAGAGGUUGCAGUCAAUGAAUUCUUGCCUGCAAACACUGCUCGAGAAGCCAUCCAACACUCAAUGGAUCUUUAUGCUCAGUAUAUCCUGCAUACCUUGAGGCGGUAGACUGGUCGCCACCCUGUUUUCAAUACUGCUUCCGUGCAUGGUGAAAUGGAAGGCUAAGAUUAUCCUAUCAUUUAUCUUAUGAUUUUUGUGGCUUAAGCAAAAUUAAGCAUUGAAUCUUCGUUUUUGAGUUUAUGUUGAUUAAGUUUUUCUCGUCUCCGGCCAAGCUGCUGGGAUUGGGUUGAAUAUUGCAAUAAGAUGAUCAAGUAUUUACCUUAUUUUUAUACACCAUAAGAGUU